UGUCCAAUUCAAUGAGUCACGGAAACAACACACAACUCGUUCACCUUUAGAUCAAGGUUUUUUUUUUUUUUUUUUUAAAGGUUUAAAACAAUUUGACUAGGAAACACUUAGUGUUGUGUAAGAAAAGGAGCAGAUCUGAAAUCAAAGAAACUCAUCUUUCAAUCAGAUCUUUAUCAUUAUGUAAAUUGUCUCCCUCACUCACUCCCUCACUCCAUCCCUGUCUUACCAUACCCAAAAUCUCAAAUAAAAAUGCCUAGACCUUUUUUUCAGAAGCUAAUUCUCCCUGGCACUAUCAGAGAAAAGAGACUGGAGUGGACUAUGUGAAGGAAGGCCAACUGGAAUUGGGUUUUUAUUAUCCUGCUUUCGUAGCUUUUUGUUUAGCUCAGUUUUUUGCACAGCGGGAUUUUUCUCUGGAAAAUAUCUUUUGAAAAAAAUAUGUUUUGAGAUACUAAGAAUUGAUAAUUCAAUCGAGAGUCCAUGAAUGGAAUUAUGUCAGAGAAAAGAAAUGUUUGCUUAGAUAUUGUUGGAAGAAAUCCUUUGUUCAGCUUGUAGAGUUUUGUUUAGGUUUGUUUCUGAUUCAAUCAAACAAGGUGGUUACUGGUUUGUUGAAAAUUAUUUACAACAAAAGGUUACGAUACUAUGAUACAGCUAAUUUAAAUUGGUUAUAGUUUUGCAGAAAGAAAAAAGAAAACAAAGCGUUAGCUUACAACUACAGUAUGUAUGACAAUUCACUGCAAGGGAAUGGAAGUAGAAUAGCAUUUCCUUCUUGCAUUACAUAACAUUCCACCACAACAUGGAAGUUUUAGUUUAUCUUCAUAAAGGUUUCUUGGAAAUUAAAGAAGCAUGAUAAUAGUUGACGUCUUGAUUUGUUUUGGUGUACUGGAUUGUCACUUUAUUCUAAGAUUGCUUAGUAAAAUUGGACAAAAUGAAGCAUGGAAUUGUUUUUAAUGAAUCUACUUGCUUUCAAUCAUUCUAGAGAUUUGAAAAGCUUUCUUUAGCUCACUGAUUAUGACCUCUAGAAAAAGCAUAAACUUCUAGAUUUCAUUUCCUAUUUAUUUUGAUGAUAUCUAGACAAGGAGCUUGCAGGUUCUGUUGUAUACUGUGCAUUAAAUUUGUCUGAUGGUUUAUCUUUCCAAACCUGAUGUGUAGGAUCAUUAGAAGAUGUCAUGUAUGGAAACAAGUGGUGGCAUUGAGAAAAACAAUCAUUUUCAAUUAAAACAAAAACAAUUAGUUUCACCAGGAUCAACUGUAGCCUGCAGUUGCUACUGUGCUUUGUGGUUUGAGUGGCUCAUGAAAUUAGCAAUCAUAAAACACCAUCAUGCUUGGGUCUUUGGAGAUGAAUGUGCUUUUGGACCUCUUGGUAUUCUUCUUUAUUGUUUGCUCACAAAACAAAGCUUAUGUUCGUGUGUUCUAAAAUUUUGAGCCUACUUGGAGACAAUUUCUUACAUUUCAUUGUAGAGUUGCUGUCAACUAUAAGGAAAUGGGACGAUCCAACCUUGUGCAAAUUUUUUAUUGAGUUGAGCUUAUCCACAUUAUCGUCAUCUGCAACACUACAUUAUGGGAGCAAAAUGUUUGAUUCUCCUUUGGGGAAAAUGGAGCCUAACUUGGUUUGGUUUUCUGCAGAGGAUCCCAGAUAAUUUUGUCAAGAAAUUUGGACAUGACUUAUUGGGUUUUGCGAGACUCAUUGUUCCUGGUGGUCAUGUGUCUCGCAUAGGAUUAAUAAAAGCUGAUGAAAAAUUAUGGUUUCAUGAUGGUUGGCAGCAAUUUGUCGAACGCUUCGCUAUUCACAUUGGAUACUUUUUGAUCUUUCAAUAUGAGGGGAAUGCAAUUUUUAAUGUUCAUAUAUUCAAUUUGCCCACUUCUGAGAUAAAUUAUCACUCCAACUCUCUUAGUGGGAAAAUAUAUCUUGCAUUUGAAGAAUUGGAAGAUGAUGACAGUGCUGCAAGCUCAGGCAUCCCCACCACACAACUGAUAGUCAACAAAAGUUACAAUCCUCCUGCCUUGCAGAAUUUGCUCAGUGGAUCUAAACUUAAUAAUUGCUUAAAUUGGGGUGGUGAAGAGAAUAUGCACUUAACAAAGAGUGCUAAUGUUUCACAAGUGGCCAAUGAAUCGGCACGAAAUGUAUUUGCUCAAUACAACGAGCAUAAGAAUUCUCAAGAAGAAGUGAAACUCUACAGCCCAGAUGGAGAAACACCAAAACUGAAAAAACGUGGAAGGAAAAGGCUGAAAGUUGAUCCCAAUGAGCAGCAGCUGUCAUCUCCAAACGAAGACGAUGGUGAAAUGCGCUUUAGAUUUUAUGAAAGUGCUUCUGCAAGAAAGAGAACCGUCACUGCUGAGGAACGAGAAAGAGCAAUGAAUGCAGCUAAAGCAUAUGCACCUGAUAAUCCUUAUUGUAGGGUUGUCCUACGACCAUCAUACUUAUACAGGGGUUGCAUUAUGUAUUUGCCAUCUGGCUUUGCAGAGAAGAAUCUAAAUGGACUUUCGGGGUUUAUGAAACUUCAGUUACCUGAUGGGAAACAGUGGCCAGUUCGUUGCCUUUACAGAGGAGGCAGAGCUAAAUUUAGCCAGGGAUGGUAUGAAUUCACGUUGGAAAAUAAUUUAGGGGAAGGUGAUGUGUGUAUCUUCGAGCUGCUGAAAUCCAGAGAUGUCGUGCUGAAAGUUACAGUAUUCCGAGUUCUCGAAGAUGGUGGACUUAUGAACCAUCCUUAACUAUAAGAUACCAUCUGCAUGAAAUUAGAUAGACAUUUGAUGUUUAGUCAUUUCUGGAUUGGUAAACUCUAUCAAGUAACGCCCUUUUCAAUUCGGAUGAUCUGUGGCUGUGGUUUGUGGUACUUAAAUGUUUGAUGUCAGAGCAAAUUUGUAGAACUUUCAGUUGUUUAGGUGCUUGAACAGAAAGUUGUGGCUUGAGGAGGCCUGUAAAUAUACUGUCCAAUCCAGUUGACCUCAAUGGAGCAGAACAACUGAUCUUAGGCCUAA
This is a messenger RNA of Populus nigra (black poplar), 2976 nucleotides long. Its product is annotated as B3 domain-containing transcription factor VRN1-like. The coding region runs from base 1558 to 2709 and encodes 383 amino acids. The record is from RefSeq and is a predicted model, not a curated record. Lineage: Eukaryota; Viridiplantae; Streptophyta; Magnoliopsida; Malpighiales; Salicaceae. Gene Ontology annotation, molecular function: DNA binding. The transcript is spliced from 4 exons.